GCUGCCUGAUGGAUAGACGAGGGAGGAGUGAACUCUUCAGUCUGUUCUGACGGAGCUGAAGUACAGAAACCAUAUUUACAGCUAUAAUGUAAGAUUCUGCAAUACGUAAUAAAACAUACCAAUGGAGGAGGUAGACGUGAACGGUUUUGAGGAGAGCACUGUAGUGCUCAUUCUACCACAUUCUACCACUAUACCACAGCCAUUAGCCCCGCUUCACAGGUACAUGUGACAGCAUUGCAGCUAUGAGAGGAAUUUUAAAGGGGAAGUUUGAAGAAAUUGACGGCUCCUCACCCCACUCCUCUGUGCGGGAAUCAGAUGAUGAAGUUUUUAGCUGUGACGGUGCUGACAGUGUUGAUAGUGUCAAUCCGUCCGCUUGUAAUCUUUUCACUGAGGAGAGAGAAAAGUCCUGGAGGAAAAAAUAAGGAGAUAUCAACAGACUGAAAACAUGUUUUCAGAAGCAUAGAGUCUUCAGGAAGAUACUGGAGUUCAUGAGAUCUCAAGGUACAUGUGACAGUGUUGCAGCUAUGAGUGGAAUUUUAAAGAGGAAGUUUGAAGAAGUUGACGGCUCAUCACCCUGCUCCUCUGUGCGGGAAUCAGACGAUGACGUUUCCAGCAGUGAAAGUGCUGACAGUGGGGACAGUGUCAAUCCGUCCACUUCUAAUCAUUUUCCCCCUUCCUCCAUCCUCAAAAGAGAGAAGCGGCUAAGGACUAAGAAUGUGCAUUUUAGUUGUGUCACCGUGUACUACUUCACCAGGAGGCAAGGCUUCACGAGCGUGCCCAGUCAAGGGGGCAGCACCUUGGGCAUGUCCAGCCGCCAUAACAGCGUGCGCCAGUACACUCUUGGUGAAUUUGCAAGAGAACAAGAGAGACUUCACAGGGAGAUGCUGAGAGAACACCUCAGGGAGGAAAAGCUGAACUCUUUAAAACUAAAGAUGACCAAGAACGGCACGGUGGAAUCUGAAGAAGCAAGCACUCUUACUGUGGAUGACAUUUCGGAUGACGAUAUUGAUUUAGACAACACGGAGGUAGACGAGUACUUCUUUCUACAACCCCUGCCGACGAAGAAAAGGAGAGCACUGCUGCGGGCCUCGGGGGUGAAAAAGAUUGAUGUGGAAGAAAAACAUGAGCUGCGUGCCAUCCGCCUGUCGAGAGAGGACUGUGGCUGUGACUGCCGAGUGUUCUGUGAUCCAGAAACAUGUACCUGCAGCCUGGCAGGCAUUAAGUGUCAGGUGGACCGAAUGUCUUUCCCUUGCGGCUGCACUAAAGAAGGAUGUAGUAACACAGCAGGUAGAAUUGAAUUUAAUCCGAUCCGUGUCCGGACUCACUUUUUGCACACAAUCAUGAAACUUGAACUGGAGAAAAACCGGGAGCAGCAAAUCCCCACGCUGAACGGCUGCCACGGCGAGAUAAGCGCUCACAGCAGCUCCAUGGGCCCCGCGGCGCACUCCGUGGAAUACUCCAUCGCAGACAAUUUCGAGAUCGAAACGGAGCCCCAGGCGGCGGUGCUGCACCUGCAGUCGGCCGAGGAGUUAGAUUGCCAAGGGGAGGAGGAGGAGGAGGAGGAGGACGGCAGCAGCUUCUGCAGCGGGGUCACGGAUUCCAGCACGCAGAGCCUGGCGCCCAGCGAGUCAGACGAGGAGGAGGAGGAAGAGGAGGAGGAAGAGGAGGAGGAGGACGAGGACGACGAGGACGACGAGAAGGGGGACAGCUUCGUGGAAGGUUUGGGUCCCCAUGCGGAGGUCGUCCCUCUGCCUUCCGUCCUCUGUUAUUCCGACGGCACGGCCGUCCACGAGAGCCACGCGAAGAAUGCUUCUUUUUACGCCAACUCUUCGACUCUGUAUUACCAAAUCGAUAGCCACCUUCCGGGAACGCCUAGCCAGAUCUCCGAGAGCUACUCCGAGAGAGAUCCUGUGAAGAGCGGUACCCUCUCGCUGGUGCCUUACACCAUGACCCCGGAGCAGUUCGUGGACUACGCCCGCCAGGCUGAGGAGGCCUACGGCGCCUCCCACUACCCCGCUGCCAACCCCUCUGUCAUCGUCUGCUGCUCCUCUGCCGAAAACGACAGCGGCGUCCCCUGCAGUAGCUUAUACCCCGAGCACAGGUCCAACCACCCUCAAGUGGAAUUCCACUCCUACUUGAAAGGCCCCUCCCAGGAAGGGUUUGUCUCCACGUUGAAUGGUGACAGUCGCAUUUCAGAGCACCCUGCGGAAAAUUCGUUGAGUCUGGCAGAAAAGAGCAGAUUGCACGAAGAGUGCAUCAAAUCACCCGUGGUUGAGACGGUCCCCGUGUAGUAGCCUAAAUGCUUCUGGGACCGCCUCUUCUCUCAUGGAAAGCUCUGUAUUUCGUCGGAUUUCCUGGGCCCCGUGGUGGUUUAAACUGAGGACCAAGAAAAACCCGGACUGUGGUGAAUCUUCCUGACUGUAUUUUGUUUUCUCCUUUCUAGCUGCGUGACUGUGGCAUUGCACAAAUACAGUCUCUGUGAGGAUUUUAAAAGAUUUCCGACUGUUUUGAUAGAAAAAUGCUAAUUAAAAAAAAAAAAAAAAGCCUAUCUCGCAGUUGCCUACCUGUCAAACUGUGUGAAACCUGUCAAGCUGUGUAGAUCAGAGCUCCAAGUUUUGGAUUAUCGGGCCUGUGCAAGAUUGUUAACUAAGACUGGGAAAGAGUAAGAUUUAGAGUCCUAAUUUUCAAUAAAUCUGAAGAUGACGGUGACUUUUUACUGUAAAAGUAAUUAUUGUAAGAAAAAGAUUUAACCGUUCCAUGUGUAUUUUAUUUAUGGUAGCUAGAAGUCACGUUUUGAUGAAAAUGAACAGCAGCAUGUUCUUUUAAGCUGAAGACACACAGUACCACCGAGCACGCCCACAUGGAUUACCUCUGGAAUCCAUUCACGUUUUUAUGAUCAUGACUGAUCAGAUUUGCAGAUACUUUCUUAAGGGUGAAAUAGGCCUAUUUUUGCUAUUUUGGACAAAUAAAUGAGUCUAUAUGUGCAGGUCCUUACACAGUUUUCUCUAAAGUUAAGAGUUAGGACAAUCCUCUGGUGAGGGUCCAGUCAUUGCCCUCCCUCAGUUGACUCCACAGAGAUGGAGGUAGAAGGAAUUGCCUUUCUUUUUUAAACGGCAUCAUCUUGGUUCUUAGCUUGGACAGCACCUUUAAACUCUACUCCCCUACAUCCAAAUGCACUUUAGUGCCCCUUCAUGGUACCUUGUGAGGGGUGGGGACUGAGAACCCUUUGAGAUGAAAGUCUAAAAAAAAAAUU
Messenger RNA from Lontra canadensis (Northern American river otter), 3253 nucleotides. RefSeq names its product cysteine and serine rich nuclear protein 3 (gene CSRNP3). The transcript has 9 exons. Gene Ontology annotation, cellular component: nucleus. Gene Ontology annotation, molecular function: DNA-binding transcription factor activity, RNA polymerase II-specific; sequence-specific DNA binding. NCBI's taxonomy places the organism in Eukaryota, Metazoa, Chordata, Mammalia, Carnivora, Mustelidae. The record is from RefSeq and is a predicted model, not a curated record. Bases 489 to 2291 code for a protein of 600 amino acids. Gene Ontology annotation, biological process: regulation of transcription by RNA polymerase II.